Messenger RNA from Gossypium arboreum, 1424 nucleotides. Its product is annotated as hypersensitive-induced response protein 1. The record is from RefSeq and is a predicted model, not a curated record. The transcript has 6 exons. The coding region runs from base 269 to 1126 and encodes 285 amino acids. Lineage: Eukaryota; Viridiplantae; Streptophyta; Magnoliopsida; Malvales; Malvaceae.
UUUAAAAGUUGAAACUGACAGACAAAACGAGUCCGAAGUCUAAACGUCUCCAAUUCCUUUUCCAUUGUUUCCUUGCAGAUUCUUCUUAUACGCCGUCGUUUCCUAGAAAUUGCAUAAUCUUAAUUAAAUGACUAUAUGUACCAUAUCUUUUGGCAGCAGAAUAACAGCACACUUUGUAUAAAAAAACAAAACAGCGUAGUAUUUUAUUCAAACUUUUUGGGGCUCUUCAAUUCCGAUUUCUCACCUUCUUUUAGGUAUUUCAAAGAAAAUGGGGCAGGCUCUUGGGUGUAUUCAAGUGGAGCAGUCAACUGUAGCUAUAACAGAAGCAUUUGGGAAGUUUGAUGAUGUGCUUCAGCCUGGUUGUCAUUGUUUGCCGUGGUGUUUCGGGAAACAGGCAGCUGGUACUCUCUCCUUGCGUGUGCAGCAACUGGAUGUUCGAUGUGAAACAAAAACCAAGGAUAACGUGUUUGUUAACGUGGUUGCUUCAAUUCAAUACCGAGCCUUAGCUGAAAAGGCACAAGAUGCUUUCUAUAAACUCAGCAACACUAGAGCCCAGAUUCAAUCCUAUGUCUUUGAUGUUAUUAGGGCAAGUGUUCCGAAGUUGGAGCUGGAUGCAGUAUUUGAACAGAAGAAUGAUAUAGCGAGAGCUGUGGAAGAGGAACUUGAAAAGGCCAUGUCACAUUAUGGGUACGAGAUUGUUCAGACUCUUAUUGUGGAUAUUGAACCAGAUGAGCAUGUGAAGAGGGCAAUGAAUGAGAUUAAUGCAGCGGCAAGAAUGAGGGUGGCUGCCAAUGAGAAAGCUGAAGCAGAGAAGAUAUUGCAGAUCAAGAGAGCAGAAGGAGAUGCCGAGUCAAAGUAUCUGGCUGGGCUUGGUGUAGCUCGGCAGCGACAGGCUAUUGUAGAUGGACUUAGAGACAGUGUGCUGGCCUUCUCUGAGAAUGUACCUGGUACAUCAUCAAAGGAUGUCAUGGACAUGGUUCUUGUGACACAGUACUUUGACACAAUGAAGGAGAUCGGUGCAUCGUCAAAAUCCAACUCUGUUUUCAUCCCACAUGGGCCAGGUGCUGUAAGAGACAUUGCUUCUCAAAUCAGGGAUGGUCUUCUUCAAGCAAGCCAAAACAACUGAGUACCCUCAAGUGUUGCGUUGUAGAUUGGGCAACCCAGCAUAGUAUUGUUUAGUCAUUCUACUCGAGAACAAUGGCCUUCUUGAUAUGCAUUUGAGUGAUAAUCCGAGUUUGGCAAAACGGUUGUUAUACGUCUUAAUAGCUCAAGGUUUUAAGGUUCAGAUUUCCUUUAUAAAUUAGGUUAUUAUAUAUUGUUUGUGAAAAAAUAAUGAUAGUAUUAGCACUUUAUUAUUGUACCUAAAGAAAAUGUGACCCGGUUUAUGAAUUUGUAUAAAAUGUUUUUAUGGCUUUGUACCUAAA